GCUUCAUGCCCUAAUUGUUUCCUAGUUCCUGUAGUUUCGGCAUAUUGGCAGACAUCAGAAGUGUUGUUAUGUUAUUCAGGUCAUUGGUGGCGGGCGCCUGCACACUGGGUGUACUAGGAGCAGCUGCUACGUAUAAAUUCGCUCCCGGGCUGGUUCGGUCUGCGUUAUUACAUUCCGACAGGAAAUCGGUGAUUGUGGCCCAAUCCGACAUGAAGAUCGAAUUGCUCCCAGCACUCACAGAUAAUUACAUGUAUCUUCUCAUUGACGAGGACACCAGGGAGGCUGCGAUCGUUGACCCAGUGGAACCGGCCAAGGUUUUAGAUGCCGUCAAGAAACACCGAGUUAAACUUACCACGGUCCUAACAACGCAUCAUCACUGGGACCACGCUGGUGGCAAUGACAAACUGGUGAAACUGGGACCACCAGGUCUUAAAGUGUACGGAGGUGAUGACAGAGUAGGAGCGCUGACUCAGAAAAUCUCCCAUUACAGCACUUUCAAAGUUGGUUCUCUUAACGUAAAGUGCCUGUUUACCCCAUGCCACACCACUGGGCACAUCUGCUACUUUGUCACCAAGGACAAGAGCUCCGAACCUCCAGCUGUUUUCACCGGCGACACGCUGUUCAUUGGCGGCUGUGGGAAGUUUUUCGAGGGCACGGCAGAUGAGAUGUAUAGGGCGCUGAUCGAGGUCCUUGGACGCCUGCCUCCUGAAACGCGUGUUUACUGCGGACAUGAAUACACCAUCAACAACCUCAAAUUUGCGAGACACGUAGAGCCGAACAACGACGCUGUCCGGAAGAAACUGGCCUGGGCCAAGGAGACGUAUGAUAAUGGAGAGCCCACCAUCCCCUCCACUGUGGGAGAGGAGUUCACAUAUAACCCCUUCAUGAGAGUCAGGGAGAAAUCUGUGCAGGACCAUGCUAGGAAAACGGACCCCAUUGACACCAUGCGCAGCAUCCGCAAGGAAAAGGACAACUUUCGGGUCCCAAAGGACUGAGUGCGAGGAUGAUUAGGAAGUGGCAUGCUCUCCGGAGAAAGUGUCAUCACUACAUUGCAUUUCAGUGCACCGCAAGCUGUCACUACCCAUCACAGUGAAUACAUCACACAUACAUAGAACACACAAUAUGCUGCCAUGUUUUACACCAGGAGCUCUGCAGUAUGUGUGGUCCAAUGUGCAGCAAAGCUUAAAUAAAUAAAUAAAUAUAUAACUAAAUGAGCUGCACUAAUGAACAGAGGAUGUGCAAAAUUACAUCUCAGUUACAACAUAUUUAAUAUAGUUUCUUUGUGUUAAAACAUGGUUUUGAGUAAAUGCGCUACAGGCAGUUGUGUAGAAUGAAUGUACAUAAAGAUGUCUAUUUUACUAAUGACUGUUGACUCCAAUUGGCACUUUUCUGUGACUCAAACCUGAUAUAAACUCAUUUUAAAAAGAUGUGUAUAUAAAUAUAAAGGCAGGGAAGUAAUGACUUAAAAGUGUUUCUCAUGAUGUACAUUUUUUUUUUUUUUUUUCAUUUUAAUUUAAAGGAGACCAGAGUAAAUGUUUAUGGUUUUCUGUGAGUUGUCCAUGUCCAAAAGCCUUAGUGGGCAAUUGUAUGUGAACAUUUUGCAUACCUGUGUUUGACAAUGUGGAACAUGGGCUAAAAGAAAAUACAUGCUCAGUAAAAAUAUGAAACUUCCAUUGUGACGGUAGCUAGAAAAGCGAAGCACUCUCUGCAAAAGUAUUUAAUUAUUUUAUCUGCCCAGUCUAUGCUCAGACAAUGUUCUUUUGUAAUGAUUUGAUUUUAAAUUCAUUUUAAAGUUCCUAUUAGUUUGGAAGGGGUGGAAAAACGAUAAACCAUAAAUGCUCCAGAUUAUUUUGAAGCAUGAUCGCAAUGUUUACCCUAAACUGUUGCUGAAUGGAUUCAGUCUAUAAUUAUUAUACAGUGUCAGUGUUACGACUUCUUUGUUUUGAGUUCAAAGCUAUUACAUGGCUUCUGUGCAUAAGGCAUUUCCAGAAUUGAAACAAUAAAGCAGACCUGAAAUAAUGCCAUCA
This is a messenger RNA of Conger conger (European conger), 2027 nucleotides long. RefSeq names its product hydroxyacylglutathione hydrolase (gene hagh). The transcript is spliced from 9 exons. The record is from RefSeq and is a predicted model, not a curated record. Gene Ontology annotation, biological process: glutathione metabolic process. Bases 69 to 995 code for a protein of 308 amino acids. NCBI's taxonomy places the organism in Eukaryota, Metazoa, Chordata, Actinopteri, Anguilliformes, Congridae. Gene Ontology annotation, cellular component: mitochondrion. Gene Ontology annotation, molecular function: hydroxyacylglutathione hydrolase activity.